UUUGAUAGAAAGGAAAAACAUUGGGAUCAAACAAGCGGCAGUCAGUGUGUGUCGAGAUUUUGGUGGAGGAACAUAUCCAAAUCCCAACAAUCUUACUAAAAACAACGCGAAGUAGGGCAAAAGAAAUACCUCUGGCCUCGUUGGAGCCGCCUAGCGCUCUGGCCAUAGAAAUGCUAGCCAGAUAAUUGAGAAAUUUGAGAGACUCAACAACGAGCAUGUUGUUCGAUUUCAAGCCUUGAAAGUCUCGUUUCAGGAAAAAAGGUCGUCUCUCAAUAGUGCCUCGAAGACCAUCGACAAGAAAGACCGAGCUAGUGUCGUCCAAUCAUAUUCCAAGGAAAAAGUGGAAGGUGACUUGAGACAACUUUUUGAAUCCAGUGUCGACCCGAAAAGACACGGGGGAGUCCAACUUCACCUGAAAACUUAUCCCUUAACACGAAGUUUUAGUGGGGAUCAUUAUCCCGUGACCCCUCGCAGAAUGGAUGAGAUCCAUUUACACCAAAUUCAAGAGAAGACUGUGAUUGGAUCCUAUUCCAACGGCUUGAUUCCUAUUCGAAGUGCAUCGUUUUCGUCCAGUGAACCGUACAAGAAACGAAAUCACUCGAGCGAGGCGAAUGAGGACAAGCCUUUAAGGACAAUCAUCAGCCCUCACGAGACUGACAAGGCAGUGAUUGAAAAGGGCGAAAGUGCAAUCAUAUCUGAAGAGCUCGAGGCUGAAACCACGGGUGAAGGCACCGAAAGUGAUCAUGGUUCGACCAGAACACCCAUAAAAGUGAAAGUGACUAGUGUCAUGAAUGAAGGCCAAAACGACCUUGAAGCUCAGGAUGAUGUUGUUGACGCUGGAGGCAAGUCUCGGGAGAAGAUGUUGGAACAUUUCAAGGCCAACGCGACAAAGUUAAGUCGAAGUUCAUCGUGGAAAUCUCCUCCACUCAAUUUGAAAGAGGCAAAGAGAGCCUCGAGCAAGGUCAAAGACUGUAAGCUUCCGGCCUCCUUGCAGCACCUUCAACUCGAAGCCAGUAAUUGCCCAUCUUCGAUGAAGAUAUCAAUCAAACCUUUUGAGCGAGCGUGCCCAGCGCACACAGAUACCGUGGCGACUUCCUCUUCCCGCGAAGACACUUUGUCGCCCGCGGUAUCGGGGAAGAGUUUCGGCGAGAGCACAGAAACCCUCAUCAAUAUUGAUGAGACCGUCGCAUUUGGGCCUAAAAAUGGAAGCAAUCUCGCCACGAACGUGAACGCCCUUAUUCCAGCCCAAAAGGCCUCUACCACAUUCCAAGAAGACUCUGCGUCGACGAAUCGCGCUAUUGAGGUGUCCGAGCAAACGCCUUACUCUGAUGCUCUUUUGGAUCAGUUCACACAGAAAGGCUUGAUUGCCAAGGAGAUCAAAGUGGCCGAAGUGAUUGAAGUGCCCAAUGACAGCGAGACUUGGGAUGCUGGCGAGGAGUCCAUGUAUGGAUCCUAUGCCACGGAAUUCGCUCAUUUCUCGUCGGCGGGCAUCAUGGGCUUUCUAGAGAAGGUCGAAGUGGAUGAAAUGGUCACUUACAAUCCAGAUCUCCGUUUACUCCAACCCAUUAACGCUGCAGAACUCAUUCAAGAGGGUCAAUCUACUUUGCACAUGCCCAUUCUGCAACAACCUCAAUUAUAUUACGGAGGAGAGUAUCCAGGGGGAUAUGUUGUUCAGCGAUUUGACCCCAAGCAAGGUCGCCGCGAUUCAAAAUCUCGGAAAGGUUCCCAAGGUAACUGUUAUCAAGACAGUGCCAUGCCAGAUCUAACGGCAUACGAUGACAUGGGUGGAGCCGUAGAUUAUGGAGGAGAUCCUAUCAUGGGAUUAGGACCGCAUUCAAACUCACAAAAUCCACUACGUCAACACCGAGCGAGUAUCAUUGAGAUUGGGGAAGACAACCUGGAAAGUGGUUCAAGCAUGGAGAACCAAGCUGAGGAGUUGAUGCCCAUUCGACAUCAUUACCACCAGAUUGUUCCUAAUGAAGAUGGUCGUAAAGCAAUGGAACCGAAGAAACGUUCCAAUCUCUUUCCCUCAACCUCAAUGAGUUCGGAUGAAAUGGACUACUAUGGCAUGCCUCAAACGGGGUCUUUGCCCAAUAACAGUCAGCAAUCUCAAUGGAAUCUGCAGCCUUUUGACGAGGAAUCUUCCAUGAACAUUAACUUCGUGGGACAUCAGCCGAAACAAUGGGAAGGGGCCCAAGGUCAAAGCCAAUCCGAACGAAAACGACCCUACUCAAAUGAGAGGCAUCUCAGAUUUGAUGAUAAUGAGCGACCUCAGCUAGUCGACUUGGAUUGGGACUUGUUGGGCGAGGGAGAUGAAAAGGCGGAUAAAUCCGAAUUCUUGGUUCAAGCCCAGCCUCAACCAAGGAUUAGCGAGCCAGCCUCCAACCAUUUUGGCCCCUACAGCAAUCACCAUCACGAAUACAACGAUUCCGAUGGAAUGACUCCUGAUCCACGCUAUCCUCGACAAAAGCAUCCCGGAGGUCCAGAUUUUCCAUACAUUAAUUUUGAAUCGGAUAACGACCGCUAUCAUGACUUCUCGGGGGAUGAAGAGGACACCCAUUUGCAUUUCGAAUCUCAUGGAACCAUCCAGGAUGCUAUCAAAAGGCAGCAGCGCCAUGAGGAGGAACAUCACACGGUGGUUGGAGGACAGAAGGUCUCCAGCUCCGGUGACAUGAACUCCAAUGCCAUGAUUAUGAGACCACCGACAGGUGGUCCAAGACAAUUGGUGAGACUUCCAAGAGGUCGCCAUCCCCUUCGAGGGCCCUUUGGACAAAUGCUGGACGCCCAGAUGAGUAAAAGUGAAUUGACCAAAAAAAAUCUCUAUUAUGGAGAUUCCGACACUUUAUCCUUUAUCCAAGAACUAUCAGAUAAGGGCUCUUCUCCUGCCGCUUCUGAGCCGGAUGUAUCCAUGUCAUUUCAUCCACACGUUCGUCAAGUCAAAUCCGAUUCCGUGACUCAUUGGAUCACGACGAACAAUGAUUUGAGCAAGUCCAAAUAUGGAGGAGGAUCCUCGGCAAGUUUGUCAUGGAAUGACGGCUCAGGACGUCCAUGGCCGCAAAUCGGACCUCAUCGUCAGGCACUUCAGCCUCGUUCAGCCACCAUGGUCGAGACCAACCAAAGAAAUAUGGUAUCACAUCCUCAAGAGCUGGCCGCGGCCACUGAACAGUCUGUUGACAGUGCUAAGAUCACACAUAUUCGCACACGAUCAAGUCCUUCCAAAUUGAUUGGCGACCUCGAUCUUCAGAUGGCCUCAAAUGGUUUGUUAAAGAAACGGAGUGACUGCAAUUUCGCUGACAUCAACCAAGAGGAGCUUACGGUUCAUCAAGACUUGUUGGUCUCCCGAAAUCCAAGGCUUGAAGAGACUAAAGCCAAUAGCCAAGAUAAUGGGAUGAAAUCCAGUUCGUUUCGACGGAGAGGGGACACUCGAACACUGAUUGUGAAGGAACUCUACAAUGUGGAAAAGUCCUACGUGGAGUCCCUACAAUUUCUCGUCGCGAGGUAUUACCGACCCUUAAAAAACCAUGAUCGACACCAAAUAAUCAGCAGCGUGUUGGCCGACGAUAUUUUCUUCCAAAUUCCGGAGAUCUUAUCCCACCACGAAUCCUUUAUGAAUUCCCUGAAAUCCCGUCUGGAACAUUGGGAUCCUAAGCAAACCAUUGGAGAUUGGUUUUUGGAUUGUUUCUCCAGAAAGCCUGUGAUAGACACUUACACAGCGUUCAUAAGGAACGUGAAACGCGCUGAUGAGGCCAUUCGCAUUGCCAGACAAACCAAACCGGCAUUUGACAGAUUCCUCCAGGAUAUGCGUCGUGAACGCAGAGGAGAACGUUUAAGUCUGGCGGAUCUGUUGGCCAAACCCCAUCAAAGAAUUCCACGGUACCGUCUGUUGAUCCAACGCCUUUUGGAACACACAGAAACGGAACAUGCUGAUUUCUCGCUUCUGCGACGAGCGGAAAGGGAGAUCCACGAGCUAGCACUCAAAAUCAGUACAAUACAAAAAGAGACCAACGAACAAGAGCACCGACAAAAGGUUCUCCGCCAAUUGGAGUUAUCCAUUCAAGGUCUUAAUGCCAACGAUCUUGGAUCUCCUACCCGGUCCUUGAUUCAGUACGACCUGGUCACCAUGACCAAUGGGCCAUGGAGCACCAAAGAUCGUUGCCUGUUUCUCUUCAACGACUUGCUCAUCAUCACCUCCAUCAGUAAACGAGCAGCCCGGGAUGUCAGACGAGGCGCACCGAGCUUACGAAACCUGAGCCAGUUAUUGGACAACAGUCGUCAGAAACUCUGGAUGUACGUGUCUUUGGAGGAGGUGGAGAUCUCCAAGGCCAAGGAGGAACACUUGAAGAAGAUCAUGCGAGAAAACAGGGACAUUGAGGAAGACAUCAACACCUUAAGAAUGAUCGGCGAUGCCACCUCCCGACUUCAUUGUCCGCACAAGGAACUGGAUGAUCUUACUCGUCAGCUAAUGGGACAACUCAAUCGACAACUUGCCGAACGGCAGAAUGCCGACACCCAACAAGCCAUGUACCUGGAUCUCAAUGUGACCACAUCAGAUGGCAUUGAGACGAUUUCUUUGAUCUUUGCGGAUGCUGAACGACGAUCCCAGUGGGAAGAUACUUUUAACGAAAUCAAGCAGAACUUGGUGCGUCACGAUGACAAAAAGGCUCCUCCUGAUUUUCUUAAUUUGAUCCCGAUUCGAAAGACUCGAUCCGGUCUUCAAUUCACAUGUGCCGCUCCCACGCUGGGAUUGAAUGCCCAUAAAUUAAAGGACGUAUGGGUAUGCAACAGCGAUGGAUAUGUCGGACAAGUCUGCGUGUUGAGUUUGCUACCAGAGCCCACUGUCAUCUGUUGCAAUGGAGUGUGUAAUGCCCGCAUUCUUUCCAUUGUGUCCGUACCAUCUUUGCCUAGAUCCUGCGAAGCGUCCGUCACUUCGACACCAGCGCUUCGACCCAAAUUCUCGGACAACGUCACAAAUAAUAUGAUCAAUAACAACAACGCUGGAGAAACGUCCUCUGUAGGCAGCUACGAAAAGCCCUCGCCCCCAGUCACGGACUUAGCUGAUUCUUCACCCAAUGUGUCGAAUCCAUCCCAAUUAGACUCGUCGUCGGCAUCUGAUUUCGAGCUUCGAAGGCAUCACCUAAGAGAAGUUGUCCUCGAGUCUUCUUCGUCCUCGGAUGAGGAUGAGGACAUCAUUGCCGAUGAAGAGAGUGGGGAGAGUACCGUCAAAAAGAGCAACACCUUGUCGGCCUCGAUUCCUAAGGAAUCAUCUCCUUGCAUCGCGUCCUCGCCAAUUGCCAUGAAGUCUUCAAGCUCGCCCACCCCGGAUGUCGCCACGAGUGCCUCCAAGAUUUCGUCCACGCUCACUUCCAUUUUGAACAUGAGUAGCAGUCCCACCACGAGUGCAACUGGAGGGGGUCCUGACGAUGAAAACCAAGGCGAUAAGGGAUCUCAAAGCUCGCAAGGCUGUCCCAAUGAAACGGAGGGCUCUGGAAACUUUCGAGAGGACGAAGAGUGCCAGGCUACCAUGUGGUUAGGUACAGAGGAUGGGCACAUUCACGUCUACAAUUGUUCAGACAACAUACGGAUCAAGAAGAACAAAGAAAAAUUCCUCCAUACUGCGCCUGUUUCUGGGAUCUUGUAUCUCGACAACCGCGUGUACGCAGCGCUUGGAAAUGGCAAUAUCGUGGUGUAUUCUAGAGCACCGGGCGGGCUCUGGGAUAAGGUUGGUGCCAAGACUUUGUCCGUGGGAACAACUGAUCAUCCAGUCAGCAAAAUGAUCACCAUUGGUUCAAAGAUUUGGUGUUCAGCGCAUAAUACCAUCAAAGUCAUUGAUUCCGUCACCCUUGACAUUGAGACUUCCUUUACUGUUGACGAGACCUCUCAAGGUGAGAACGCUCCUUGCAUAUUGGCCAUGGUCCAUUCUGGUUGGGCUGUCUGGAUAGCCAUGGAACAAUCUGCUGUGGUCAAGGCCUACCAUAUCCAAUCAUUGGAGUGUAUUUGUCAGGUCAAAGUGACGUCAGUCGUGAACAAAGUGCUCGCUGGCUGCGACGAGAUCAUUCGUCAACACAAAGCUGCUUGCCUUCGAAUUACGGCCCUCCUCACGUGCAAGGAUAUCUUAUGGAUUGGAACAAGUGCGGGGGUCAUUGUCACCAUGCGAUUACCUCACCUAUCUUCUAGCUUUGCCAAGAUUGCCCAAUUGGCACCGUUGAUAGGAAAUCCACAUGGUCAUUCGGGACAUGUGAGAUUUCUGACUUGCGUGGAGAUGACUCCUGAAGUUCAACGAACGCCUUUUGGCAAAACAAUCUCACGCUUCAAUCGACCAAAUAAAGGCGAAGCCAAUACCAAUAAUGCGUCAGCCGGCCAGCAUAAAAUGUUGGUAAUCUCUGGAGGCGAUGGCUACGAGAAUUUCACCAACAACUCCAAUUCUGAGAUCAUCGGACGAGAGGACUCAACGAAUCAUUUGCUCUUGUGGCAGGUGUGAAUCAAAGGAACUUCUCAUUUUCAUCAGUAUUCAACACAUUUUCGAUUAUCAAUAGUACUAAUUCUACCCACAGCCCUGCUACUGAAACAAUUAUCAUUCUAAUUAUCAUAACCAAUGUUCAAAUUGAAAAUCGAUGAAAAGGGAAUCAUGGUUUGAAGUUUGAAGCUCGAGAUCAACACUUCGUAUUUAUGUACAAGUUUUGUAAAUUAUUUAUGGUACCACCAAAAUUCAUUUUUUUCUGCGAUGUGCAUCAUGAUGAAUGUGAAAAAGUUCAAGUAUUCUUCUGUGAUUGUUUUCUAGUAUCUUGUCUCGACAUAUAACAGUGUGUAAGAUAAAGUAUCAUAGUCAA
Molecule: messenger RNA, 6827 nt
Organism: Tigriopus californicus
Lineage: Eukaryota; Metazoa; Arthropoda; Copepoda; Harpacticoida; Harpacticidae
Exons: 26
Coding region: 476-6478 (2000 amino acids)
Biological process (GO): actin cytoskeleton organization
Molecular function (GO): protein binding; guanyl-nucleotide exchange factor activity
Source: RefSeq, a predicted model, not a curated record